UUUACGUUUCACAGGAUUGAAGCCAGCUGUACAGCAACAUGCUCGACCGGUUCAUCGACCUGUGCUACGAAGCCGAUCUCGACACGUCCGAGCACCCGGAACUGCUGGAGCUGGCGCGUGAGCUGGUCGACGAGGACCCUGACUCCAGGCCCGCGGCCAUUCAGGAGCUCCGGAACAUGAUAUACGAGCGUGGUGAGUGCUCGCCGCGGCGCAUGGACGACGCGUUCCUACUCAAGUUCCUGCGCACUCGCCGUUUCGUCGUGCGCCGCGCGCACAGACACUUGGUGCGGUACUGCAACUUCCUGGAGCAAUACCCUUACUUGUACCGAGACGUGGACUUGUGGUCGCUGGCGAAGGUGAAGUGCGCCUACGAGGCCGCUAUGCUCGACCCGCCCGGCGUUGGCCGCCUGCUCAUCGCCCGCUUCGGUACAUGGGACCCCGACGACUUCCCCGUGGAGGACCUAGUGCGCGCCGCGCUGGCCUUCAUGGAGAGCGGUCUGCGCUCGCCGCGCACACAGGUGCUGGGCGGCACCGCCAUCUUCGACCUCGAGGGCAUCACCAUGAAGCACAUCGCCACGCUCACGCCCACCGUGGCCUACCAGAUCGUCUGUCUGACCGGGUACGCGCUCCCCGGCAUCAUGCACGGCUGCCACAUCAUCAACUACAACUGGCUGCUGAACACGUUCUUCUUCCUCUUCAAGCGCUUCAUCAGCAGGAAGGCCUGGGCCAACAUCCACUUCCACGGCAGCGACCUGGAGUCGCUGCAGCGGCACGUCCCGCGCGAGUGCCUGCCGCCGCGCUACGGCGGCACCUGCCGGCUGCACACCGACUUCGAGACGGCCUUAAACAAGAUCAAGCAGUACAGAGACGAGGCGUUUGAUCGCGAGAUGAAGGAGUUUGGGUGGUUGAUGAAGGAGUGAUGUGUAGGGGACCUUAUUAGUCUUGUUUUGGU
Messenger RNA from Cydia strobilella, 952 nucleotides. RefSeq names its product alpha-tocopherol transfer protein-like. Gene Ontology annotation, molecular function: phosphatidylinositol bisphosphate binding. Bases 39 to 920 code for a protein of 293 amino acids. The record is from RefSeq and is a predicted model, not a curated record. Gene Ontology annotation, cellular component: membrane. The transcript is spliced from 5 exons. NCBI's taxonomy places the organism in Eukaryota, Metazoa, Arthropoda, Insecta, Lepidoptera, Tortricidae.